ACACCGAACGCCAAGACAACAGACAACCAGACAUGAAGCUCCUAGUGCUUCUCUGCUUGGUGGCGUGUGCUGCCGCAGACUACGACGGCUAUUAUGACGACUAUUACAAGUACCCGGGCAGCUACGGCCAGCCACGGUACUAUGGCAAGUACGACGGAGGAUAUUAUCCAGACUACUACAGCCACAAACCCUACGGCAAGAACAACUAUCGCUACAACUACGACAUCUACUACCCCUGGGAAAAGGCUUAUCAGAGCAAGUACGAGAGCAACUACGGCGGCCGCACCCGCGGUGGGUAUUAUGUAAAGCUGCCGUACAGCAAGGUCAACGUCGACUACGACAUCAAGCACGGUGGCUAUGGCUAUUCCAAAAAGCCCUGGUACUAACACCGCAAGUUCGAUAAUUCGGCAGCCAUUUCAUGGUGAAUCCAAGCAUCCCUCACUGAUAUAAUGAUGCCGACGGACAGAAGCAAUAGUUACCGACCAGCCUACGGUAAUCGUGACCAGCCACAACUCCAGGUCCCUCCGCUGUGAAUGAGCCGGCACCCGUGUGCUUGGGUGCCGAGUGUGCGUGCGUGGCCGACAGCUUGCAGUGUUGAUAUUGCCUCACGUACCCCGCCUGUAUCUGAUGGUCAAAAACUUAGUAGUCCUGACACUGAAUGAGUUUUGAGUUUUGGGCUGGGGCUGAAUGAGUUUUGUCUUCGGUCUCUCCUACAUCUGAUGCGCUCUAGUAUAAAUUCAUUUUGGUCUUGUUGGGCUUUUGAUGAUGUUCCGAAAUAUACUACGAUUGGUCGUAUCCAUGUCGUUGCUUGUGUUCUGCGCACGAGCCAUGCCACUCCUGAGGCAUGGAUAUCCAAUGCGUUUGUAAAUUAAGGAACCACAAUCUGUUUGGUAUUUCAAAUUUAUCAACCCUGUCACACGCAUGUUUUUGGAGGUAGGUAGUCAAAGACGUACACGGCACUAGUACGUCUCUGUUGAACUCGCUGUUUCUCUUAAACAUACGUUUUCAUCAAAGAAACCUUUAAUUCGAGACUUCCAAAAGUCAUCGUGCGACCUGAUAUAACGUAGCCAAUGUGAGCGUUGUGAGGUCGUUUAUCCAGUACCUCAUAGCAUCUAGAAGUCGAUAACCUCAGUUAUAGCUCUAGUUCUCUCUUGUGCGCUUCUGUUUGAUCAGUUAUUCCCAGUGCUUCCAAAGACACCGAUGCACGUAUGAACACCAGGCACCGCAAAAGCAGCGACGCAGUGCUUUACCUAUUGUCAUCUGUGCGUUUCGUCGUGUGAGCUUU
Molecule: messenger RNA, 1285 nt
Organism: Pollicipes pollicipes
Lineage: Eukaryota; Metazoa; Arthropoda; Thecostraca; Pollicipedomorpha; Pollicipedidae
Exons: 3
Coding region: 33-386 (117 amino acids)
Source: RefSeq, a predicted model, not a curated record